UUUUUUUUUUUUUUUUUUAAAAAAAAAAAAAAACUAAUUUCAGUUUUCUACAAGUUCUUUGUCACUGUUCUAUUCAUUUAUUCGACUAUAGGGUUUUGAUCUUUAUGUGUUAUGAUCUUGUUUGGUUCCUAAGAAAAGUUGGGAAAAGGAAAUAAAUUAUAAAAUUUAGAAUCAGGGGAACAUGAUUAGUGCCCGAGUCAAGAAAAACCUACACUUCACUAUAUCCUCUUGGGGUAGAUUAUUUUUUUUUGGAGAAAAAAAAUUAAAUAUCAGAUUUCAAUUUUAAAAACAGUGAACGUAAUGGAAAGAAAGAUAGCAAUACUUUGAGUUAUCCAAGUUGCUUGGAGACCAAAGGGAGGAUUAGCUGCAGUUCUAAUUGUUUUAGAUUUUUCUAUUAUUUCCCUCAAAUAUCUUGGCAACUAAAUGGAUGGUUAGCUUCUUAUGUAAGCUUGGAAAUUGAGGUGUUUUAAAGUGUGUGGGCUGUUGGAGAUAAGUAAGCUGGUAAAGGGAACCUUAUGGGAAAUACUAUGGCGAUUGAUGUAAUUGGAUCAUUGAAGAUGGGCUGGGUGAGCAGUAGAGGUGGUCUUGGGAGGUGAGGGAGAGAGCAACAAUAGAGGUAGUGGAGAUGGAGAGCCAGAUCCUAGGGGUUGGGGAGAGAUUGCUUCUUGCAAGGAGACAAAGCAGACGGAGGCUCACUAUUUGUAGGAGUAGCCAAACCAUGGAACUCAGUAUAUCACAAGUGCUGAAGGCAUGUGGUUGAGGGACAAGUGACUGGCUCUCUGCAUGGUCUAACAUUUCUUAGUGGAAUGACCCCAAUUAGUAGUAGUGGAGAUGGUGAAACCAAUAUGUUCUCAGUUGUAAGAGUAAUGGGGCAAGCUCGUUGGGUAGGAGCACACCACAUAUGUUUGUCAUAAUCUAGAGCUGUCUUUAUGUAAGAUCUCUCUAUUUCUAUUUCGGAAGACCAAUCAAGGUAUUAGUCCCUCGAGGGAAGAUGGGAUGAGCACCUUGACAAACCCUUAACUCCAACCAUUCUUGAGGGAACCCUAGGCUCUACUCUCGACUUAGGCAAGUGUGGGAGCAUCAUGGUGCCAUUGGAAAAUGAAGUGUACAUCAUAGGAGUACACUCAAGCAGAAAAUUCACUCGGCCAAAACGAGGGAGGUCCAAGCAUAUUGGCGUAAGUGAAGAUGGGCAUUCUUAGGCAAAAACUCAAGUCAAUCAGGAGAGGAAGACUCAGCUCUCUAGGAGGCUCCUUGGAUAUUGCCUCAGAAUGCCUUGGCUUGAGACUAAUGUAACUUGCACGUUAGCUUCAGGCGGAUGAAACUUAUCAUGGAGGGAGGAUUUACUCGUGGUGAGAUCCCAUCAGUCCAUGUUUCACCUCAUGAGGCUGACACAUGAGAACAAGUUCAGUAGAGGAGGUGAUGUGCCUUCUACAUGGGUUGCCAUGUGGACCUACAAGUGCAGAAGGAAGCCUUUAUUUUAAGUCAUCUUCAUUGUCUACUAUUAUUUCAGUCUCAGAGAAGCCUGGUUUUCACACCCAACUAUGGCUAUUAGAAUUGGCCAAAGUGCUUAAGCCUGGAGGCAAUAUGUUUUUACAGGAACCAUCCUUCUUCUACAGGAACAAAGAUCUUGUUUUGGAGGAGUCGAGGGCUUGUUUAGAGCGGAACCUUUUAUUUGCAGGGUUUUAUGCAGUUGAGGAAUUUGAAUGCCUUGAUCACUUAGCUGAAAUCGAUUCUACAUCUCAAGAUUUUGAGUUACUUACGAUCAAAGCCAAAAAAACAUAUGAUACUGUGGAAGUUUUUUCUGUUCAGAAGGCACAAAUGCACAAAGCAGAAAACUCUAUGAUUGUAGUAGAUGGCACAUCACAACAACAGAUUGAGGAUUUUGAUGACUUAAUUGACAAAGAUACUUUGUUUAUAGCUGAAGAUUCAAAAAUGCCUGAGUUGCUGCAAGAUGAAAGUUAUCCUGCUUGGGAACGAAUACGUGAAAGAAAUCGUCUCUAUUAGCGCAGAUGCCGAGCACGAAUGACAGAAGAGCAAAAGAACCGUGAAAAGGAGAAGAGAAGGCAGUAUAUGCAGAGUCGCAGAGUUCAGCCUGUAAGUUAUGAAAUGCCCCUUUCUACACCAGUUAGUUACCAAAGUGCAAAAGAAAGUGAACAAAGGCUACGUUCUGGCCAGCAGCUUCAAGAAUCUCACAUCAUUGAAAUAUAAAACAAAAACAAAAAAACACGGCGUGGGAGGCAGGUGAAGCUUCGUAGUUGAGUGAAUAUAAGUAAGUCCGAGUGCUGGUAACAACUAAGUCACUUCUAUCCAAUUAUCGACUUUGCUUCUGACUUUUUAACACGUGGACAAAUAUAAAGUGAAAAUAGUUCUGGCAACCGAAAAUAGUUUACCUCAUAUCACUUGUACAAUUUAGCAUA
This is a messenger RNA of Camellia sinensis, 2417 nucleotides long. NCBI's taxonomy places the organism in Eukaryota, Viridiplantae, Streptophyta, Magnoliopsida, Ericales, Theaceae. The record is from RefSeq and is a predicted model, not a curated record.